Messenger RNA from Cimex lectularius (bed bug), 2623 nucleotides. RefSeq names its product ATPase family AAA domain-containing protein 3 (gene bor). The transcript has 7 exons. Lineage: Eukaryota; Metazoa; Arthropoda; Insecta; Hemiptera; Cimicidae. The coding region runs from base 301 to 2214 and encodes 637 amino acids. The record is from RefSeq and is a predicted model, not a curated record. Gene Ontology annotation, molecular function: ATP hydrolysis activity; zinc ion binding; ATP binding. Gene Ontology annotation, biological process: mitochondrion organization. Gene Ontology annotation, cellular component: mitochondrion.
CGCAAUAUUUAGAUUUCUAGGAAAAAAACCAAACCCGCUUUUGGAAAAACGUGGAAAAUUUCAAAGCUGAAAAGUACGAGGGGAGUUUUUCAUCGUAGAAUUUUUUAUCCCAAGGACGGGUGAAAAAACAAAAAAGAAAACACGGUGAACGAAGUGCGGCGAUGAAGGACUUCCAUCUCGUGGGCCGUGACGCCGGUUGGAAAGGCGCAAUCACUGUUUCCCAGCUCGUGCUCUAGACACCGCCGCUCGCAGGCCUUUUCCGGCGAUUUAUUUUCUUUUCCCGUCUGAUCUUCCCCGACCAUGUCCUGGCUGUUCGGGAUCAAACGGGCGGACCAGGUCGGACCCGAGCUCCCUGAGGCGCCGCCCGCUGACGGAGGGGCCGGGGACACCGGCAAGGUCGACUUGUCCAAGAUUGACGACAAGACGAAGAAGUCGAUGGAGGCGUACAGAUUUGAUUCUUCAGCGCUCGAGCGGGCAGCUAAAGCCGCUAAGGAGCUAGAGAAAUCACGGCACUCAAAAGAAGCCCUAGAGUUGUCGAAGCUCCAAGAAGUGACAAAGCAGCAAGAGAUGAUUUCUAAAAUCAAGGAGUACGAGAUGAUGAUGGAAAAGGCGAAAGUUGAGCAGAAAAGGGUUGAUGCCGAGGAGAGGAGGAAGACGCUUGCCGAGGAGACGAAGCACCAUCAAUCACGCGCAAAUUACCAAGACCAGCUGGCCCGAAAGAGGUAUGAGGACCAGCUGCUUCAACAGCAGAAGAUGAAUGACGAGAACCUGCGCCGUCAGGAGGAGUCGGUCGCGAAGCAGGAAGCGAUGCGCCGAGCGACGAUCGAGCACGAGAUGGAGAUGAGAUCGAAGGUGGACGCAAAGAAGCUCGAGGCUGAGAUGAUGGCCAAGGCGAAGGCAGACCGGGAGAACCAGGAUCUCUACCUCGAAAGGCUGAGGCUGAAGGCAUCCGAGAACAGGACGACGGUGCUCGAGUCCAUCAAGACGGCCGGGAACCUCAUCGGGACGGGUGUGCACACGCUUCUGACCGACUGGGAGAAGACGCUGACAGCUGUAGGUGGCUUGUCACUCCUCGCCCUGGGCGUGUACACAGCUAAAAACACAACAUCCCUUACGGCGCGGUUCCUCGAGGCCCGCCUAGGCAAGCCGACCCUUGUCAGGGAGACGUCCCGUUUCUCCAUAAUCGAGUCUCUAAAGCACCCCGUUAAGACACUCCAACAGUUCAAGACACAACCGUCGGAUGCUCUUGCAGGAGUGAUCCUCGAGCCCAAACUCGAAGAAAGACUGAGGGACGUCGCCAUCGCGACUAAAAACACAAAACAGAACAGAGGGAUGUACAGGAACAUUUUGAUGUAUGGACCUCCUGGAACAGGGAAGACGCUUUUUGCUAAGAAAUUAGCAAUGCACUCAGGAUUAGACUAUGCGAUACUGACAGGAGGAGAUGUCUCUCCACUCGGUAGUGAUGCGGUAACGGCAAUGCACAAGGUAUUCGACUGGGCACAGACGUCACGCAAAGGCCUUCUGCUCUUCAUCGACGAAGCCGAUGCGUUUCUUAGGAAGCGUUCUUCAGAGACAAUAUCUGAGACGCUUAGAGCGACUCUCAAUGCAUUCCUUUAUCGUACGGGGGAACAGAGCAAUAAAUUUAUGCUAGUCUUGGCAUCAAACACGCCGGAACAGUUCGACUGGGCUGUGAACGACAGGCUGGACGAGAUGGUAGAAUUCACUCUGCCCGGUUUUGAAGAGCGCGAGCGCCUCCUUCGCCUCUACUUCGACAAGUUUGUACUUGAGCCAGCAUCCAAAGGUCACAAACGGCUCAAGGUCGAGCAUUUCGACUUCGGCACAUUCUGCUCCGAGAUGGCAACUCUGACUGAGGGGAUGAGCGGCCGUGAGAUUGCCAAACUCGGUGUUGCCUGGCAGGCGGCUGCCUACUCAUCGGCCGACGGCGUCCUAACACGACAGAUGGCCGAGGAGCGUGUGAGGCAGGCGCUCUUGCAACACUCGCAGAAGGUCGAGUGGCAAUCUGAGGCGGAGAAGAGAGAGGCGAAAAGUCUGACUUACUCAAGCAAAGAGUCGAGCUACGCUCUGCUCAAACAGGCUCAGGGAGGGCAGCCUCUACUCGAAUCGAACACAGCGAAAUCGGCAGGUGCUAUGGCAGCUCCGUCAAGCCAACCGAGUAAACGAAAUUAUCAAAAGCCUCCUGUAAAGACUAGAUAGCAUAAAAAGGGCAAACCUGUACCUGCAAAAGUUUAGUCCGACAACCUAGGGAAGAAAGCGGGCUUUGAUAGUCGACCAAUGGUUUAAUGUUAAACAAAUUAUAAUUAAUCAAUUUCCAAAAACUAAAAUAUAAAAACAAAAAAAAAUUUUUUGAAAAGAAGAGGGUGCUCGAAAAUGCUCGUUUACCCUGAGAAAAAAACCAAACACAAAAAGAUCGUCGAGACUGAUCGAAAUUCUUCAACUAUGACCAAAAAAUGUUUAUUCGAGAUAAAAUAAAAUAAAUAUGAAAAAACCUUCCUCCAUCCCUCCUUUGUUUUAUUUUCUUCUUUUCACUUUUUAUUUAACAAAAAAAAUGUUACUUUUCCCCGCGUUCCUGAAGAAGAUGGAGCAUCAGCUGUAAAAAAAAAAA